CGCAUGCAUUCUUUUUCAAAACAAAUGUGAAAACGUGGUCGUCGUCGUAGAGCGACUGCCUGAUAAAUUCGGUUUUUUCUUCACAAAAUGGCUUUAAAAGCAUUAAAAUGUCGAAAAUCUAAGCGGCAAAAGGCAUCGCUGCGUUACAAAGUCAUCAAAAAGAUCGCCGCCAGCAAGCGGAAGAAGGAGAAGGAAGCAAAAAAAGUUCCCAAAUUUCGAUCAAAAAAGCAAAAGCUGAUCCAAGUGCCUAAUAUUUGCCCAUUCAAAAAGGAAAUACUGGAUGAGGUGGCCGAACAUAAGCAGUUCGUUGAACAGGAAAAGGAACGUAAGCGGGAACUCCUGAAGCAGCACAGACAACAAGCUUUGCAGGGUCAAACAAUCGAGUCCAUCGCAGAGGAUGCGGACAAGCGCAGUCAAGGAUUUGACCCGACGAAGGCUCAACCUAAAGUGCAGGAAGAGUACGUCAAUGUUGGUCGUGGCAAAGAGGGUUCACUGAAGGCGUACUUCAAAGAAUUCAAAAAGGUUAUUGAUGCAGCUGAUGUCAUUCUGGAGGUAGUUGACGCCAGAGAUCCACUGGGUACACGGUGUGCUGAGGUGGCCCAAAUCGUUCGAGAAGCUCCCGGCCAAAAAAGGUUAGUGCUGAUUCUGAACAAAGCCGAUCUAGUACCAAGGCAAAAUCUUGAGAAAUGGUUAAAAUAUUUGCGUAAAUCAGGACCGGUUAUUCCGUUCAAAGCCACCACACAGACGCAAAAGUUUCGCAUUGGAAACCGUAAAUUUAAGGCAGCAAAAACUUUGGAAUGCUCUCCUUGCAUCGGAGCAGAUUUGCUAAAAGAACUGCUGGCCAAUUACUGUCGCAGUGACGAUAUUCGCACAUCCAUUCGAGUGGGAAUUGUAGGUCUCCCGAAUGUGGGCAAAAGUUCGCUUGUGAAUUCCCUGAAACGCAAACGAGCCUGUCUGGUAGGGGCAAAACCUGGCAUCACCAAACAGAUGCAAGAGGUACAAAUCGAUUCACACGUAAAGCUAAUCGACAGUCCGGGAAUAAUUUUCCAGCGCCCGAAAGACGAAGAUCAGAAUCGAUUCUACGCUUUGAAGAAUGCACAGAAAGUUACAGAAAUUCAAGAUCCUUUCCCGUUGGCGGAUGACAUCCUGAAACGAGGCACAAUGACCUACUUCUGCAAGCUGUACGAUGUUUCCGAGUUUCAUUCGACGGAUGAAUUCCUUGCCAAAAAAGCCAUCAAGAUGGGUGCGCUUGCUAAGAAGGGCGUUCCGGAUGUGAAAAAGGCUGCCCGAACACUGAUUGAAGAUUGGAAUGCAGGCAAAAUUAAAUAUUGCACCCAUCCACCGGAGGAUGGAGAUGAAAUUCAUGUUAGUGCUCAGUUGGUUACGAAUGAUGCUCCGGAAUUCAGCCUAGACAAUUUCGAUCGAGUACUGCAACAGUUGGACAAUGAGUACGAGGAGAGUUUCAAGAUGAAAGACAAGGAUGGCGAUGAAAUGGGCGUCAUUUCUAAAGAUGAGAUCCUUACGAUGGAGCUGGAUACCAAAGCACCAGUUAGCAUGAAACUGGCAAAGGAGGAUCAAAAAAAUAACGCUCUUGGCGAACUUAUCCGAGGUGCUGGUAAGAUAAUCGAGGAAGAGGAAUCGGCUAGCAGCGUUAAAGGCAAAAAGCGAAAGGUGAAUGAUUACGCCGAGGAGGAGAAAAAGUUUCGAAAGGAUCCGAUGUUUCAGUUGGACGGCAAUAAGACGGUAAAUAAAAGCAGAAAGGCCGAACUGAAAGCGAAAAAGAAGGCUGCUGCCAGGGGAGAAAAGCGAGUCACGGAAAUGGCGGACGAUUUGGAGCUGUUGUCGGUUGGUGGAAGCGCUAAGAAGAAGAAAUCCGCUGAUGAAUACGAUUUCGAUAGUGACUAUCAAAUGUAAACUUUUGUUUGAUUUUGUAUGAUAUAAUACAGAUAGUUGCAAUGA
Molecule: messenger RNA, 1959 nt
Organism: Sabethes cyaneus
Lineage: Eukaryota; Metazoa; Arthropoda; Insecta; Diptera; Culicidae
Gene: Ns1
Product: guanine nucleotide-binding protein-like 3 homolog
Exons: 2
Coding region: 88-1914 (608 amino acids)
Cellular component (GO): nucleolus
Molecular function (GO): GTP binding
Source: RefSeq, a predicted model, not a curated record